This is a messenger RNA of Paracoccidioides brasiliensis Pb18, 381 nucleotides long. RefSeq lists its product as uncharacterized. The record is from RefSeq and is a predicted model, not a curated record. The transcript has 5 exons. The coding region runs from base 1 to 381 and encodes 126 amino acids.
AUGUCACCCUUCCAAAGUUCCAAAGCAACACUAGUAAUUGGCGCUGGGGUGGGGGCGACAAAGAAAUUUACCAGAGCCCAAUCACGUUCAGCAGCCAGCUGGUCGGUUUUCGCCUGGUCCACCGAGUUGAAGGUUGGAUCUGUCGCAAGCCAAGACAAUAAUGGUUCCGAAGGUCACUGCUCCACACUGAGCCAAGCAGAAAUGGACAUGAGGGAAAAGCCACAAGCGCAUUGGCUGCCCAAAAUCCCGAACGUCGAUCUUCUUCCCGUUGGCUUCGCUUCCCUGGCAUUCCUCUCGCAGGACUACGAGGUCGAGUUAGCCGGGGAAGCUGUCGACCACGGUAGCGUCAUUACAACCCUGCCUGGAUCUCUGUCACUCUGA